AUGUCCGCUGAAGAAACGGGGGAUGUGGAUACAUUAACAGAUGAAACAGCUAAAGGAUUUGUUUUCAAGCAUGGUCAAUAUGAGGUCAUAAAACAUUCGCAGCAUGUCGGAAUUUACGGACAAUGGCUCACGACUUGGAAACCAAGGGUGAACAGUUCUGAAAUUGCCGUGAUUCUUGAGGAUGACUUGACAGUUUCUCCUCAUUUUUACAAAUAUUUGAAAUUAGUGCAUAAUAAAUACGACAAGAUACCUGAAAUAAACGGGUUCGCAUUACAAGGAAUGUCAAUAAAGCAUGCAGUAGGUCAUUCAAGUCAAACAUUAGAAGGUCCCGAAGACUGUUUAGUCUACUUAUAUCCCGUCUUAGGAACAUGGGGUUUCUCACCAAGUAGAGACAACUGGAUUCACUUUUUGGAGUGGUUUUCGCAAGUUAGUCAAGACAAGACAUUUCAGCCGUAUGUUCCCGGUAAUGUGGUAACCGCGUGGUUUAAGACGUUUCAGGCACAGGGGAAGGCAGGUGGUGUGUGGUCCAUAUGGCACAUCUAUCAUUCUUGGAAGUUUAACGAAUAUACGCUGUAUCCUCAUUUUAAAGGACAUAAAGGUUUGACCACGAACUGGAAGGAGGCUGGGUUACACUAUACUAAAACGGCAAGCAAGCCAUCCAAUGAACUUCUCACGGAAUGGAAAUCCGAUUACGAAAACCUUCCAGAUCAAGCAACACACCUGGACAUGAAGGGAGUUGUUCAGGAUUAACUGCUAUAUUAUAUGCUUGUAAAUGAUUAAUACAUGAACUGCGAGGAGCAGAAUUGAUCCUUAUAGGAUUUUAAGGAAAUAAAACUAAUCGGGAAAUAUUAUUUUAUUGUUUUCUGUGACUUAAAUGGAAUUAAAGAGUCCAUGACAGUAUUUUUUCUUGGUAUAAUUUCCUGCCUUCUUUCUUUUCAUGAAGGAAUAAAAAUGCAAUGUAAUUCUUGAAAAAGUAACAAGAUCUUUACAAAGUUCUAAUUAAAGUGUAUGUAUAAAAAGUCAAAACAUUUAUAUUUGGUAUUAUAUUCUCUAUUUUAACAUGAUUUUGUGUUUUUACCCAAAGUCAGAGACUUUUCCCGAUUUGGGAGGCACAGGCUGUAAAUAUAUUUUAAAAAACACUGCCUGUUGACCUGCUUAUACAAGGUCCAUGACAACUUUUAUGGUUGUUUACACUUUCUUUUAUGAAUAACAAAUUUCAGAUG
Molecule: messenger RNA, 1223 nt
Organism: Mya arenaria
Lineage: Eukaryota; Metazoa; Mollusca; Bivalvia; Myida; Myidae
Exons: 3
Coding region: 1-750 (249 amino acids)
Source: RefSeq, a predicted model, not a curated record